CAUGUAUCAACGGUCCAGAAGGAUCCUGAUAUUUCUCAUUGUCAUCUUACUGGCUGUCAACAUUUUCAGUGGAGUGGCCACCGUGAUGACAACGAUGUAUGCUUCUGGGGAGGAACUCAUUCUCUCCUGGCACUUAUCAGUGCUCGAUUGGCUAUGCGAAAAAUGACGUCUCACUUCUGGGUUCCAUUACUUGGAUCCUCGGCUUUGUGUGGGAGUUCCUCGCACUAUGUCUCGCACUGUGGAUUGCUGUCAAACACUUCCGUGAGCUGCGACAACAUUCGACAGGAGGCAUUAUGGGGGACUGUUUCACGGUGUUGAUGAAAACUCACGUGCUUUACUUUGCGAGCUUUGUUGCUGUUUCUUGCUUCAGUCUCAUUAUUGAUCUGUCUCCAACAUUCUCAGCGGACGGAUUCUCCCCGGCAGCGGAGGUUUUUUUCUUGCUUUCUUCAGAUUUUUCACUAUCGUGCAGAUGUUUGUGCUGGGACCCCCGCCUGAUCCUUGGUGUUCGAGAGUUUCACGCUAAGCUCGUGGCAGACUCUGACGCAGCAACCGGCAUGACCUCAAUUGCUUUCCAAGAGCGCGUGCAUAUAUCGACCUGGUAGUGGUGUGUAAUGCUCGGUGAAGUUAACGGCUGUCUGGUGCUCUACAAAGAGCAGGGGAAAUUGCUUUUAUUUAUUCCCACUUUCGUCACUGGUAUUGAUUCCGAAGUAGAUUUUAAGGAGACAUAGGACUGGACAAAGUUUUCGUCGUAGUGUUGUAUUUACUUGGUAGUAAGUAUAAUGGUGCCCAUGCCAGCACCCGUCCCUGACUCGUGGAUUUUCACUUCCGCUUUUUAUUAC
Molecule: messenger RNA, 839 nt
Organism: Suillus subalutaceus
Lineage: Eukaryota; Fungi; Basidiomycota; Agaricomycetes; Boletales; Suillaceae
Exons: 4
Coding region: 99-602 (167 amino acids)
Source: RefSeq, a predicted model, not a curated record